AUGUUUAUAGCGGCUGAGAUAACGGGUAUGUAUUUGUGUUGGAGAUUGGCGAUUGUGGCGGUCCCCGCGAUGUUUUUGUUGAUUCUUCCGGGGUCAAUUUAUGGAAAGCGAUUAUCAAGCAAUGAAGAGAAGCUACAAGAAGCUUAUGCGGUUGCUGGUGGGGUCGCAGAGCAGGCUUUUUCAUCAAUAAAGACAGUUCAUUCGUAUGUUGGAGAGGAAAAAAUGGUGAAUCGGUUUUCAACCGCGUUAGGACCCACUUUGAGUCUUGGGAUCGAACAAGGUUUACUGAAAGGGAUAGUGUUUGGAAGUGUUGGAGUUAUAUACGCAAUUUGGGCGCUUUUAAGCUGGUACGGGGGCGUUUUGGUCAUUGACAAGGGGUUGAAAGGUGGAGAUAUUCUUAGCGCGGGAGUUUGUGUUAUCUAUGGAGGAUUUGGAUUGGGAAGUUCUUUCAUGAACAUAAAGUACUUUGCAGAAGCAGGUAUUUCAGCAGGGGUGAUUAGUGAAAUGAUUGAAAGAAUCCCAACCAUAGAUUCCGAAGAUCAACAGGGGACAACCAUAGAUACAAUCAAAGGUGAAUUGGAGUUCAAAGAUGUCUAUUUUGCAUACCCAUCAAGACCUGAAAGCUUGGUUUUAAAGAAAUUCAACUUAAAGGUGAAGCCCUGUCAAACCGUUGGACUGGUUGGUAGCAGUGGGUCAGGUAAGUCAACAGUGAUAAAUCUGAUUGAAAGAUUCUAUGAUCCUCUUGAGGGAGAGAUUCUGUUAGAUGACAUCAGCAUAAAGUCGCUCAAGUUAAAUUGGUUACGUAGACAAAUCGGGUUAGUGAGCCAGGAUCCUAUACUUUUCGCCACAUCGAUCAAAGAGAAUAUUCUAUUCGGGAAAGAAGAUGCCACAAGUGAAGAGAUUGUAGAAGCAGCUAAAAGAGCAAAUGCACAUGAAUUCAUCACACAACUACCCAAAGCUUAUGACACACAGGUGGGAGAAUUAGGAACUCAAAUGUCGGGAGGGCAGAAGCAACGGAUUUCAAUUGCGCGGGUCCUACUUCGAGAUCCAAAAAUCUUGCUUUUAGAUGAGGCCACAAGUUCAUUAGAUUCACAUUCUGAAAAAGCUGUACAACAGGCUUUAACUCAAGCUUCAAUUGGAAGAACAACACUAAUCAUUGCACAUCGUUUAUCUACACUCGAUAAUGCAGAUGUAAUUUUCGUAAUUCAAUCAGGUGAAGUAAUCGAGUCCGGAUCACAUAACCAACUUGUUUCAAACACUCAUGGACCAUAUUCAACCAUGGUCCAACUACAGAACACAUUGUCGGUCAACGGUCAAACCGUAUCACCGUCUCAAGAAACCAAAAUCAAGACAUUAGAUGAUGAUGAUGAUGAUGAUGAUGAUGAUGAUGAUGAUGGUGGUGGUUUAUCCAUGAGAAGAGAGAAAACGAGACUGAUAGUAGAUAGUUCUUAUCUUGAAAAAGAUAGCAAUCUAUCAUGGAAAGAAUUGAUUCGGAUGAAUGCUCCUGAAUGGAAAUCGGCUCUAGUUGGUUGUAUAGGUGCUUUACUUAACGGAUUAAUUCAACCAUUACUCGCGUUUUUUCAGGGUGCAAUGCUUUCCAUUUUCUUUCUAAAAAACCACGACGAAAUCCGGUCUCAAACAACAACAUUAUGCUACAUUUUUCUAGCCAUUGCUGGAUUUUCUUUCAUCAUCGGUGUGAUCCAGCAUUACUAUUUUGGAAUCAUGGGUGAGAAUUUAACGAAACGUGUCCGAGAAUCAAUGUUUUCAAAGAUCAUGAGUUUUGAAAUCGAGUGGUUUUAUCAAGAAAACAACAACACGGGAGCAUUAUGUUCAAGACUUGCUACAGACACAAUCAUGGUGAGAAACCUCGUAGCAGAUCGAUUGGCGUUUUUUGCACAAGCAAUCUCGGCUUCAAUUUCAGCAGUUAUUUUGAGUAUGAUUUUGUCUUGGAAACUCGCUCUUGUUGCUGUUUCCUUACAACUAGUCAUCAUUGUGUGUUUUUACCUAAAAGCCCUUGUGACAACGGAAACCGAGAACAAGAGCAGUGAAAUAGCAAGUGAAGCGGUUAACAACCAUAGAGUUAUCACUGCGUAUCAUUCGCAAGAGCAGGUUAUGAGGCUGUUUGAAGAGACACAGAAAGGUCGAAAAAUGGAGAGUGAUAAGAAGAAUUGGUAUCAAGGAAUGGCUUUGUUUGCUAGACCAUUUUUAACUAAUAUCAAUAUUGCCAUUUUAUAUUGGUAUGGAGGAAGGCUUCUUUAUGAGGGAGAUAUAACAUUCAAACACCUUUUUCAGACAUUCUACAUUGUGGUGUCAGCAGGGAUGAUAAUAGCAGAAACCGGGAGUAUGACUGGGGAUUUGUCAUUGGGAAAAAACGCGUUACAAUCCUUGUUUAUGAUUCUAAAAAGAGAAGGCAAAAUGCAGACUCCAAAACAAGACAUGAUAAUGCCAGAAAAGGUAGAAGGGCGUAUAGAACUGAAAGAAGUGGAUUUUUUUUAUUUAAGCAGACCCACAAAGAUGGCACUUAAAGGUCUAAGUUUAAAGAUCAAUGGUGGUGAAGUUGUUGCACUUGUUGGAACAAGUGGAUCUGGAAAGUCAACAAUUAUAGGGUUGAUCCAGCGAUUUUUUGACCCGUGUAAAGGGUCUGUGGAAGUUGAUGGAGUGGAUAUUAUCCGCUACAAUCUGAGGGCGUUAAGGUCAUUUAUAGCAUGGGUUAGUCAGGAGCCUACUUUGUUUGCAGAAACAAUAAAAGAAAACAUUGCUUAUGGGAAAGAGAAUGCAACAGAAGCCGAGAUAAUCCAAGCAGCAAAUCUAGCAAAUAUCCAUGAAUUCAUAAGUUCAAUGAAAGAUGGGUAUGAGACUUACUGUGGUGAAAGAGGGGUGCAGUUAUCAGGUGGACAGAAGCAAAGAAUCGUGAUUGCUCGAGCAAUUUUGAAAAAUCCAGCUAUUUUACUUCUUGAUGAGGCCACAAGUGCUUUGGACUUGAGAUCAGAGGCACUUGUUCAAGAUGCUCUUGAGAAAACCAUGGUUGGUAGGACAUGUGUGAUUGUAGCUCAUCGAUUGUCUACAAUUCAAAGAUCCAAUAAAAUAUCAGUGAUUGAUAAUGGAAGAGUUGUAGAAGAAGGAUCUCAUGAUGAUCUGUUAGCUAAAGGUAAAGAAGGUGCUUACUUUUCUCUUUUCAGUCUUCAACAACAAACCUCCCAUAAGUAG
Messenger RNA from Lactuca sativa (garden lettuce), 3207 nucleotides. Its product is annotated as putative multidrug resistance protein. Lineage: Eukaryota; Viridiplantae; Streptophyta; Magnoliopsida; Asterales; Asteraceae. Gene Ontology annotation, biological process: transmembrane transport. Gene Ontology annotation, molecular function: ABC-type transporter activity; ATP hydrolysis activity; ATP binding. Gene Ontology annotation, cellular component: membrane. The record is from RefSeq and is a predicted model, not a curated record.